Colossoma macropomum (tambaqui) is the source of this 2121-nucleotide messenger RNA. Its product is annotated as interferon-inducible GTPase 5-like. The coding region runs from base 800 to 1951 and encodes 383 amino acids. Gene Ontology annotation, cellular component: membrane. The record is from RefSeq and is a predicted model, not a curated record. Gene Ontology annotation, molecular function: GTP binding. The transcript is spliced from 5 exons. NCBI's taxonomy places the organism in Eukaryota, Metazoa, Chordata, Actinopteri, Characiformes, Serrasalmidae.
UAGUCAAAGCAAAAUUUAAAAAAAAAAAAAGGUUCAAAAUACUACAGUGAAUCCAGACCAAGGUUUUUUUACUAGAUUAAGGUCAUUUCAGGUACGGGGAAAAAGAUGUGGUGGGUGGAGGCCCUGCUGGUGCAGGUGUGGGACAAAGAGAAAAAGAGAGAGAGAGAACAAACAUGGAAGUUUCCAUUAUCUGUUGCUGAGCAAAGGCCUUAAUUUCAGCCUGUGUAGCCACACCCAUAUCAGCAAUAUGAAAAGUAUAUGUUACUCCAACAUGAGAAACAGGUUUCAAAUAGGUACUCACACCUGAAGGGCAUACAUCUUAUUUUCAAGAAAAAUUCUGCUGCAACAACCACAACCUAGUGGCGUUUAUAAAAGUGGUGAGAAUUCUUACAGAUUUUUACUAUCACUCAGGCUUUUUUAUAACAUACUACUGAACAUCUGGGUAAAAAAAGAAGAAGAACAAAAACGGAUUGAUUUGAAUUCAGCCUGACGGAAAACCUGUGACUUGUGAAAUACGAUUGGCUCCAGCGUUUUCUGGAUGAAUAAAUUCUCCAGGAGUGCCAUCAUCAAGGAAGUAGGUGGGUUCACCUCUGGGCAGAGUGCAGGGAUAUCUAUAUAUCAGAAGGAGACUGUCACCUUUUACCCAAUACUUUCAUCAGGACCCAUUUCCAAAGGAAGCACAAAGUGAGGGAAAACUGCAGUUAAAGCUUAAGGCACCAGCUGGAGCCCAUCUACACUGAUUUUGUCUCAAACAUCUUUUUAAAACCGAAAGUUAUCCAAGCUUGUCCACAUCUUGACCAUGGCCUGUCAAAAUCCUGAAAUAAAUGCAGCACUACAGCCAUCUGGAGAAUCCACUUUAGAAAGAGCAACUGUGAAGGCUCAACAGCAAAUUGAAGAAUUGUUUAAUAUCUCACUUAGCGUUGCUGUAACUGGAGAAACAGGGACAGGAAAGUCCACUUUUAUCAACGCAAUUAGAAAUCUGGAUGAUGAUGAUGAAGGAGCAGCUGAAACUGGAGUUACUGAAACCACUGAUAAACCAACCCCUUACAAACAUCCCACAAUGCCAAAUGUGGUAUUCUGGGACCUCCCGGGAAUUGGAACCCCGAACUUUAAGGCAAAGACCUAUCUUAAACAAGUUCAGUUUGACAAGUAUGAUUUCUUCAUUAUUAUCUCAUCAGAAAGGUUCAAAGAAAAUGACAUAAAGCUGGCCAAAAAGAUUCAAAAAAGGAAAAAGCUGUUUUAUUUUGUUAGAUCAAAGAUAGACAACGACAUUCGAGAUGCAGAACAAAGAGCACAGUUCAAUGAAGAAGAAACUCUCUCAAAAAUCAGAAGAAACUGUGAGAAGAACUUAAUUAAGAUUAAACAAGCCAAAGUGUUCCUCAUAUCCUCCAGGAAUAUUGAUGAAUUUGAUUUUGGGAAGCUUGUAGACACUCUGAUGUCAGAUCUUCCAGAACUUAAACACCAAGCUCUGCUGCAGUCUCUGCCAGUCAGCUCUCUGGCUGUACUAGAACAAAAAGUGAGAAUGUUUCAGAAAGCAGUCUGGGCUGCAGCUCUUCUCUCUGGUGGGAUCGCUGCAGCUCCAGUUCCUGGUCUGUCACUGGCAUGUGAUGCUGGUAUUUUAGUAGCUUUCUUCACAAGGUGCUACUUCUCCUUUGGCCUUGAUGAAAAAUCACUUGACAAACUCUCAGAGCGAGUGAAUAAACCACACCUGAAAUCUUUGAUUACAUCACCACUUGUACUGGGACUGACAGAAAGAUCAGAAGUGAGACUGCAGCUGUCUGCAUUAGCUGGAAGCGCACUUGUGAAAAAUCUGUGUAAGUUGGUGCCUGGUGUAGGAAAUGCUGCAGCAGGACUGAUAUCUUUUAGUCUUACAUUCACUCUCCUGCAAAGAGGAUUGAAAGAUCUCGCAGAUACAGCUAGAACAGUGCUGAGAGCGGCAGGGUUAGAGUGAGGAGAAUGAACUGAUUAGAACAAAAGCAGGAAAUGAGGGUAAAGGAGUAAAUGAUUUUAAAUCAAGCUAAAAUGUAAUAAGAUAAUAAUGAAAUCAUACUUGAUUCACACAUGGUUACUGCACAUUCUGGAGAAAUGUAUUCCUACAAAUUAUUCUGAAUAUCUGCUUUG